CGCUCGCCUCCCCACCCCCAUCCACCCGACCCCCCAUGUCCGACUACUCCACCUCCUCCAAGCAGAACGAGUUCGAGGUCUCUCUCAAAGGCCUUCCUUCACCCUCGUCCGGCACGCGGGGCCUGCUCUCCUCCUUUGGCCUGAGUGGCGGCCGGUCUCAGACCCAGUCGUCCUCCAGCUCCUCAUCCUCUUCGUCCUCCCAAAACGCCAUCCGCGCGAGUGCUAGCAGCCAAGGCGUGGUCUUCUUCUGACCCGCUGACCAUCUCGAUCUCGACUUCGUUUUUCUUUUGAUUUUGCAGCGUCCGGGAGGAUCCCCCCCAUCGUGGCCCAGAGGAGAUGCUAAUAGAUUGUGGCCCCAGGAUUACAGCGCGUCUCACUUUCAUAGACACAACCACCCACUCCACCACCCUACAGUUCGUUCACCACACCUGUUACCCAGCCCACCCCACGUCAGGAUGACCAUAUCGUAUCACAUCAGCGCGCGCCGUCCGUUCGCGCCUCUGCCGCCCCCGCCCCACAUCGGACAGAUAUAAGAGUUGCCACGGAGACGUGCGAGGAGCGGACGCGGUGGACGCGAUCCACGUCGGCGUCGGGUGCGCGCGCUCGGAUCGAAAGACGUUGGAAGUUGACAGGAGCCAAGAUAGGAUAGAAGGCGACUCUUCGUUGGAGUGACCCGCUCGGGUUCGCGAAGCCUCGUCGGUGGCGCAUCGCUUCAGUGACAGUGCUUGCCCGCCCCCACCCACUACAUUCCCAAGCUAAUCGUUCCCAUGAUUCCGCCUCAUCAUACCCCCUACUUUAUUACUC
Messenger RNA from Heterobasidion irregulare TC 32-1, 804 nucleotides. RefSeq lists its product as uncharacterized. The record is from RefSeq and is a predicted model, not a curated record. The annotation marks the transcript as partial. NCBI's taxonomy places the organism in Eukaryota, Fungi, Basidiomycota, Agaricomycetes, Russulales, Bondarzewiaceae. The transcript has a single exon.